Messenger RNA from Salvia miltiorrhiza (redroot sage), 1862 nucleotides. RefSeq lists its product as uncharacterized. The transcript has a single exon. Bases 217 to 1662 code for a protein of 481 amino acids. NCBI's taxonomy places the organism in Eukaryota, Viridiplantae, Streptophyta, Magnoliopsida, Lamiales, Lamiaceae. The record is from RefSeq and is a predicted model, not a curated record.
AAAUUAAAAAUUGAUAAAAAUAUAAAAACAGCAUCACCCCCAAUAACCAACACUGCCACCGCAGCAGCAAAUGCAUGAACCCAGCCACCCCCUUCGGCCCCUAUAUAUACCGCCCCCCGCCCCCCUUUCUCCCUCACUCUCUCUCACUCGCUUCUCACUGCCACCUCCUUCCCCUUUCAGUAGAGAGAGAGAGAGAGAGAGAGAGAGCGAGAGAAGAUGGUUUCGCAGUCGUCGAAUCUUCCAUUAGUCUCUCGCUGCACCGUCUUCCCCGACCGGGAAUCCACCGUUCCCGAUCUCAAGCUCUCCGUCUCCGAUCUCCCCAUGCUCUCCUGCCACUACAUUCAGAAAGGCUGCUUGUUCACGCGGCCGCCGCUCCCGGCGGCGGAGCUCGUCUCGCAGCUGAAGACCGCCCUCUCGCAGGCGCUCUCGCAAUUCCCGCCCCUCGCCGGCCGCCUCGCCACCGACGCGGAGGGGUACGUCUACAUCGCGUGCAACGACGCGGGGGCGGAUUUCUCGCACGUGUACGGGGGCGGUAUCCGCGUGAGGGACCUGCUGGGGUCCGCCGACGGCGACGUGCCGGCGGAAUUCAAGGGGUUCUUCCCCUGCGACCUCACCGUGAGCUACGAGGGCCAUUUCAGGCCGAUUCUGGCGGUUAGGGUUACGGAGCUCGCCGACGGCGUCUUCAUCGGCUGCGCCGUCAAUCACGCCGUCACGGACGGGACCUCGUUCUGGAACUUCUUCAACAGCUUCGCGGAGCUCAGCCGCGGCGUGAGGAAGGUUUCUAGGGCUCCGGAUUUCAGCCGCGAAUCGCUGCUGAUAUCCGCGGCGGUGCUGCGGCUUCCCGAGGGCGGCCCGAAGGUCACCUUCGACAGCGGCGCGCCGGUGAGGGAGAGGAUUUUUAGGUUUAGUCGGGAAUCGAUUCAGAAGCUAAAAGCCGCGGUUAACAACAGGAAAUUGGAAGGCGGAAUCGACAUCGCCGAGCUGAUGGGGAAGCACAGCAACGACACGCUGAAAAACCCCGACGGCAAGCUAACGCCGUUGGCCUGGCUACGCAGCGCCGUCUCGAGGGAGGCGCCGCCGCCGGUGGUGGCGGCGGAGAUCUCGUCGUUCCAGUCGCUGUGCGCGCUGCUGUGGCGGGGGAUCACGCGCGCGAGGAAGCUGCCGGCGAGCAAAACGACGACGUUUCGGAUGGCGGUGAACUGCCGGCACCGCGUGGAGCCGAAGCUGGAGCCGCUCUACUUCGGGAACGCGAUCCAGAGCAUCCCGACGCAGGUGGCGGCGGGGGAGGUGCUGGGGCGGGACCUCCGGUGGUGCGCGGAGCAGCUGAACAGGAAUGUGGUGGCGCACGACGGCGAUACGGUGAGGCGGUACGUCGAGAGCUGGGAGCGGGACCCACGCUGCUUCCCGCUGGGGAACUUCGACGGCGCCAUGAUCACGAUGGGCAGCUCGCCCCGAUUCCCCAUGUACGAUAACGACUUCGGGUGGGGCCGCCCCGUCGCGGUCCGGAGCGGCCGCGCCAACAAAUUCGACGGCAAGAUCUCCGCCUUCCCCGGCCGCGACGGGAACGGCACCGUCGAUUUGGAGGUGGUUUUGGCUCCGGACACCAUGGCCGCCUUGCUAUCCGAUUCGGAAUUCAUGCAAUACGUAUCAAUAUCGAGUUAAAAAGUCACCGUAUUAUUUUAUCGUGUAAUAAAAAUAAUUAUGCUAAAAAAUGAGGGGGAAAAAUGAAUUCUAUCUUGUAUGGAAUUCGUGACGUUGCAGAUUGGGGUGAGGGUGUGAUUGACAAAUUUGUGAUAUAGUUUUGUUUUUUGUCACUAUGUAAUUGAUAUUUAAUUCCAUAUGCCAAUUUAAUUUUGUGACUA